Messenger RNA from Peromyscus leucopus (white-footed mouse), 1361 nucleotides. RefSeq names its product cytochrome c oxidase assembly protein COX20, mitochondrial. Gene Ontology annotation, cellular component: mitochondrial inner membrane; mitochondrion. The transcript has 3 exons. NCBI's taxonomy places the organism in Eukaryota, Metazoa, Chordata, Mammalia, Rodentia, Cricetidae. Gene Ontology annotation, biological process: mitochondrial respiratory chain complex IV assembly. The record is from RefSeq and is a predicted model, not a curated record. The coding region runs from base 328 to 744 and encodes 138 amino acids.
GCGGGGGCGCGCACAACGGUUGGAAAUGGCGGUUGAGGCGGAGGCGGGGCUGGGGGAAGGCGAGUCUCGGCUCUCCCUGUCUCGGGCGACCCCGCUUGGCGGGACGGGAGCCGGUGGCGCCUCUCCGGGUUGCCGCCUCGUCCCUGACGCCCGGUUUCGGGGCUGGGAAAACUGUGGACGGCCCCACGGAACAAAGGAGGGGCCGCGGAGGGCUGCGGCGCGGGCACAGGAAGGCUCCCUAAGAUGGCGGCCGCCGCGCGGGAGGGUGGGCGGGGCCUGCGGCUUCCGUCGCGGGCCUGGGCGGGACGGGGCUGACGGCUGGCACCCAUGGCUGCCGCGCGGGAGCCCCAGGAGCCGGAGAAGAAGACCUUUAAGCUCCUGGGAAUUUUAGAUGUUGAGAACAUUCCAUGUGCACGAGAAUCUAUACUCUAUGGCUCAUUAGGAUCUGUUGUGGCUGGACUUGGACAUUUCUUAGUGACCAGUAGAAUUAGAAGAUCAUGUGAUGUUGGAGUAGGAGGAUUUAUCCUGGUGACUUUAGGAUGCUGGUAUGUUUGCUGGAUAUUCCAGGAAAUUCAGAUUUCUUUUGAGACAGGGUUUGUGUCCUGGCUCUCCUGGAACCAGGCUGGUCUUGAGCUCCCAAGUGUUAGGAUUAAAGGUGUGCAUCGCUACCACCUUCAGAAAUCAUUGGUGGGCAGGUGUUUUCUCUGUGCUCCUGCCUCCUCCCCUGAGUGCUGCUGGGAUUAAAGGCAUGAGCCACCACACUCAGCUAAGCAGUUAUUUAUCAAAAUCUGUCCUAUGACUAUUGAAUGUUUGAACAGAUGAAUGGCAGAAUAAUCAUGUUCUACAACAGAUACAAUUAAUCUAAGGUGACUUAAGUUUACAUUUUAUGUACUUGUACAUUUGUAUUUUGAAAGAACACCUUUAAAUACAGCUUCAGGUUAGUCAUUUUGGAAAUCUGUAUAAAACUACUUAAAAUCCCUUAGGUUAUUCAUAUAGGAACUAGUAAUUUAUUCAUUUUUCCUUCUUACAAGGUUCCAUUGUAGGUAUAAUUUUGCUAAGCAAAGAAUCCAAGAAAGAAUUGCCAGAGAAGGAAUUAAGAAUAAGAUUUUAUAUGAAAGCACCCACCUUGAUCCUGAAAGAAAAAUCAAGAGCAAUAACAGCAACUGAGCAACCUUGAGCUUAGAAACCCAGAGAACUACUCCUUUGGAUCAACCACAAAUGUCUUAUUGUAUACAAUAAAAAAGCUCUAAAUGUGUGUGAACUGCAUUGUGUCACUUGCAUGAGAACCUUUUCUGGUCUUGGACGCCAGUACAGUAUGCUUGUUAUACAUCUGUCAAAUGCAAUAAAACAAACAGAAUGAA